AUGGCCACUGCAGCGAAAGACCCCCACCUGGGCUCAGGCCCUGAUGAAGACGACGUGUCUCUGUCGGGGAGUGAGUCUGACUCAGACAGCAUCCUCUCUGAUGACUCGGUGCUUCCAGACUACACACGGGAGAAAACAGACGGGCGUUUGGAGUCAACACUAUAUCGGUCAUGCGCCCACAACGAACCUUACUCUCUGCGGAAAGUUCUGGAGAGAGGGGUCACAAAAGAGGAGGUCACAGAGCUGGACAUCAAUGGCUGGAAUGGCUUGAUGCUGGCUUGCUGCAAAGGUUUCGUCGACAUUGUAUACGGGCUUUACACUUGUCCCUUUAUAGACAUAAAUCAGCAGGACAAUGAAGGCAACACUGCUCUGAUGAUUGCAUCCCAAGCAGGUCAUGUCAACGCAGUCAUGUAUCUCCUGAACUACUAUCCGGGUAUAGACACUGAAAUAAGGGAUUGUCGAGGUUUCACAGCACUCAUCAAAGCUGCUAUGACCGGCCGCAAUGACGUUGUGGCUGCCCUUGUUAUGGCUGGGGCUGACAUACAUGCAGUAGACUCCACAAAAGGAAAAUGCGCUCGGGACUGGGCACUGAAAACAGGUCGCUAUGAGACCCUGUAUCGUCUCCGUCGCCUUAACAUGAGACCAAAAGCCGAGCAGUUUUGUGAGAGUUAUAUCCCUGAGUGGCCUGAGCUCAAGGAGAGGGUAGCCAAUGCCACAACUGAAAAAAGUGCCAGAGAAAAAAUCACCCAGCGGAUCAAAAACACAUUUGAAUUAAGAUUUCCUCGUGACCCCGUGGACAACGGGGCCUUGGACCACAUGGUGCUCAUGACUACCAGUGUCCACAGUCCCCUAAUUUCAACUGGAUGCCGUCCACUCUGCCCUACGAGCCCUCCUGAGGUGGGGAAGAGACGCAUGGCUGUGCCAGAGCUGGUAAAGAAACACCCAUGUAAGGAUUUAGAAGAGAGAUCAGUGUGCCACAGCAAUGGCUCAGUAUCACACAUCAUUCCCACAAUCCAAGAGUCCUUACCUAAGACACACUGUGACGAGACUGAUCGGCGAGGCAGCAUCCUCUCGCUGGCUUCCACCAAAGUUGCCACUGCAUUUAUUCCCCGUAGCAUGGCAAGAAGGAACAGCGUGUUCCCCUCUGGCUGCAUCCCCAAGAUCGACAUCAUGAGGCCAUCAGAGGCAACGCCAAAGAAAGAAAAGAAGAAGAAGAAGAGGAAGAAGGAAAAGGGCUUCCUGGAACCACCCAAGUGGAGGUACAAGGAGAUCAAGGAUGAGAAAAAGAAGGACAAGAAGAAAGCUGACAAAGAAAAGGCAGAGAAAGAGGCAAAUAAGGAGAAAGACAACAAGAAGGCCAAAAAUGAAGAGAUUAAAAAAAGGGCUGUUUGA
Molecule: messenger RNA, 1392 nt
Organism: Cottoperca gobio
Lineage: Eukaryota; Metazoa; Chordata; Actinopteri; Perciformes; Bovichtidae
Gene: ankrd33ab
Product: ankyrin repeat domain 33Ab
Exons: 4
Coding region: 1-1392 (463 amino acids)
Molecular function (GO): protein binding
Source: RefSeq, a predicted model, not a curated record